AUGGACAGAGAUUUUGCUCUUGGUGGGUUUGGCAUGAACUUGAACAUGAACCAAGUAGCCGCCCCGCCAGUACCAGCGCCACAGCCUCAUCAUCCAUCUCGUGCUAGUACCCAUAAUGUGCAGAAUCUUCUGGCACAAGCGGAGAAGAACUCCGGGUUUCUUACUCUUCAAGGACUGAGGCGUAAGGCGGAAAUCAAAGAGUUGGAGUUCGUGGAGGAUAUCGGUCACGGAAGCUGUGGAACAGUAUCCAAGUGCAGCUACCAAAGUGUGACAAUGGCUGUUAAGACUAUGCCACGCACCUCAAACAGCUACGAGAUGUCACGAAUUCUGAUGGACUUGGACGUCAUCUGUCUCUCGUUCGAUUGCCCAUAUAUCGUUCGCUGCUUCGGCUAUUUCAUCACAGCGUACGACGUCCGUGUGUGCAUGGAGUGUAUGGCAACCUGCCUCGAUCGUCUGCUCAUUCGUAUCCAAAAGCCAAUUCCAGAAAAUAUCAUUGGCAAGCUGAGCAUUAGUAUCAUCAAGGCUCUGCACUACCUCAAGACCAAGCACCAAAUCAUGCAUCGCGAUGUCAAGCCAUCAAACAUUCUUCUCGACUGGAGUGGUGUUAUCAAGCUGUGUGAUUUUGGAAUCGCAGGACGACUGAUCGAGUCGCGUGCUCACUCGAAGCAAGCCGGAUGCCCAUUGUACAUGGGACCUGAGCGCCUUGACCCGAACAACAUGAACUCGUACGACAUCCGGAGUGACGUAUGGUCGUUGGGAUUAACGUUGGUGGAGUUGGCCACCGGACACUACCCAUAUGCUGGAACCGAGUUCGAUAUGAUGUCCAAGAUUUUGAACGAUGAGCCACCACGUUUAAGCCCAGAUCAUUUCUCACCGGAUUUCUGCGACCUCGUCGAAAAUUGCCUUCAACGUGACCCUACCAUGCGCCCCAACUACGACCAGCUUCUGGCACACCCAUUCAUUACUCAUCACGAACAACUGGAUACGGAUGUGGAAGAGUGGUUUGCCGACGUUAUGGGAGACAGCGCGUAG
Molecule: messenger RNA, 1032 nt
Organism: Caenorhabditis remanei
Lineage: Eukaryota; Metazoa; Nematoda; Chromadorea; Rhabditida; Rhabditidae
Exons: 5
Coding region: 1-1032 (343 amino acids)
Biological process (GO): protein phosphorylation; stress-activated MAPK cascade
Molecular function (GO): MAP kinase kinase activity; ATP binding
Source: RefSeq, a predicted model, not a curated record